UUUGAGUGUUGACUUUUGAUAUUUUUAUGACGAAAAUCUGUGGGAAAUAUACAAUAAUAAAUUGGUUUUUAGGACCGCUGCUGUAGCAUAUUAUUAAUUAGAUGAAGUUUUCGAUAUAUUCCGCAACAAUUUAUCAUUUUACUCUAUAGUGUUUUGAUAAAAAUUACAUCGAAACAAGCUUGCGUCCUUGUUGACAUAAUCCACUGAAAAACCGCAAUGUUAACCAAAAAUAAAGCUGUUUUAUCAAAACUGAGGCCUCGGAGUCGAUAUCAGUGUAAAUUUCUGUCAUCACAAACCAACGUUGGUGAAAUUGAAGUGCCUUUUUCUAACGGAAUACCAUUAAAGCUGUCAACAGGAAGGUAUGCAAGGUUUGCAGAUGGAGCAUGUGUGGCAACCCUGGGGAACACCAGUGUGUUGUCCACAGUGGUGUCCAAAGCCAAGCAGAGUGCCAGCAACUUCCUACCACUGCUGGUGGACUACCGGCAGAAGGCGGCUGCUGCUGGUCGAAUACCUACUAAUUUCUUGAGGAAGGAACUAGGUCCAACUGAUCGAGAAAUCCUAACUUCACGACUAAUAGAUCGAUCACUCCGGCCACUCUUCCCACAGAACUAUAAUUUUGACACACAGAUAGUGUGUAACAUGCUUGCAGUGGACGGCACUAAUCUUCCUGAAACUGUUGCUAUUAAUGCAGCGAGUGCAGCUUUGGCCUUAUCUGAUGUACCUUGGAAUGGACCCAUUGGGGCAGUUAGAAUAGGCCAAAUAGACAAUGAAAUUAUAAUAAAUCCCACGCGACGGGAUCUAGAAAACUCGAGCCUCAACCUGGUGGUUGCAGCCACCACCAGCAACCUGGUUGUGAUGCUGGAGGGACAUGCAAAUAUCAUCCUCCAACAGGACCUACUCAAAGCCAUCAAAUUAGGUACUAAAGAAGCUCAACACAUAGUAAAGAGUAUACAAACUUUGCAGAAAUCUCAUGGUAAAACAAAAAGAGAAUAUGAAAUUCAGGUACCUCUGGACCAAAGUGUACUGGAUUCUGUGAAAACAUUAUCUUCUAUGAAGAUUAGAGAAAUUCUAAGUGACCCAAACCACGACAAAAUAUCACGUGACAAUGCAAUAUCAGAAGUGAGACAAACCGUGCUGAACCAGUUGCGAGAGACUGAAGUAGAUGUCACUGUACUACAAGACUGCUUUAACACCAACCUCAAGAAGAUAUUCAGGGAUAUGAUCUUUGAAACCGAAGUCAGAUGUGAUGGGAGAGGGCUGGAUGACUUGAGGAAAAUAAGUUGUGAGGUGGGUCUCUAUGAACCACUGCACGGCAGCGCUGUGUUCCAACGCGGACAGACGCAGGUUCUGUGUACGGUCGCCUUUGAUUCGCCCGACAGCGCACUCAAAAUGGACACGCUCACUAUGAUUACAAGCGGUAUAAAAGAGAAGAACUUCUUCCUCCACUACGAGUUCCCGUCGUACGCGACGGGUGAAGUGGGGCGGAGUGGUCCACCGGGCAGGAGAGAGGCGGGGCACGGCGCGCUGGCUGAGCGGGGCCUCUUGCCGAUUGUGCCCCAACAACAGUGCACCACUAGGCUCACUGCUGAAGUCCUCGAGAGCAAUGGAUCAAGUUCCAUGGCAUCAGUAUGUGGUGGAUCAUUAGCACUGUUGGACGCUGGCGUGGCCGUCAGUGCGCCGGCGGCAGGCGUGGCCAUCGGCCUAGUGUCGCGCACUGACGACUCCGGCCACAUCGCCGACUACAGGAUACUGACCGAUUUGUUAGGCAUAGAAGAUUACAUGGGUGACAUGGACUUCAAAGUGGCCGGGACAAAGAAAGGCAUAACAGCUCUACAGGCUGAUGUGAAGCUGCCGGGCCUGCCGCUCAAGAUUGUGAUGGAGUCCGUACAAAAGGCCUGCGACGCUAAGAGCAAGAUCAUCGAUAUUAUGAACCAGUGUAUUGAUAAACCACGACAAGGCCGUAAGGAGAACAUGCCGGUGAUGGAGGAAAUGGAGGUGGAAGCUCACAAGCGCGCCAAGCUGCUCGGCAUCGGGGGCUGCAACCUUAAGAGGCUUUACUUAGAGACUGGGGUUCAGAUAAGUCCAAUAGACGAGACGCGCUACAGCGUGUUCGCCCCAUCUCAGGCCGCCAUGGACGAGGCGCGCGCGCGCAUCGCCGAAUCCCUCGCCGCUGAGCGCACGCCCGAGCUGGAGUUCGGAGCCAUUUAUACUGCUAAGGUGGUGGAGGUGAAAGAGAUAGGUGUUCUAGUGACCCUGUACUCUGGAAUGUCACCCGCUCUAGUGCACAACACGCAGCUAGACCACAGAAAGAUAAUGCACCCCUCAGUCCUGGGGUUAAGCGUGGGGUCAGAGAUCCAGGUGAAGUACUUCGGGCGCGACCCCGUGUCCGGGCAGGUGCGGCUUUCGAGGAAAGUGCUGACGUCACCGCCGCCCGGCGUCGUACGGAAAUUGGACAAGAAUUAGAUUAAGGUCGCUGCAUACGAACCCGAGUUAGGAUGUUAAUCAUAUCCAGUUUUGUUUAUCGUCGAACGUCGAACUGCGCAAUACAAAAUUUUAGGUAUCAGCGGUGACGUAACGACGCAGCGGCGGGGCAUGCAAGAUAAUUUGUCUACAUAUCGCUUUCUUUCGUCCCAUCUGAAGAGAGCUACAUUUCUGCUACUUCUUGUCAAGAAAAACAAAAACAAAAUUAGCUUGUUAAAUCAUUGUGUGCAUAGUUAGCCUACAGUACUCGCUGUUGAAGACACUCAUCAACAAUAUAAAACUUUGCUAAAGUUCAUGAAAGAACGUUAAUUUAAUACCCACUACGCUAAUCUGGAUUGGAUUAUAGAUGCAAUAAUUUAUAACGCAAAAUUAGUACUAGAGACCAAGCUCAAAUUGUUUCAUAAAUCUCAACUCUUUUCUGUUAAUUUGGCUUAAUUUUAAAACAUCAAAAGACUAUAAAUUUAAAAUAGAAUUUACUCUACCUAUUUAAGUUUUUAGCGUAAUUGUAAAUAUUUCUGUUUAAUUAAUAAAUAACAAUAAAAUUAAA
Messenger RNA from Bicyclus anynana (squinting bush brown), 3028 nucleotides. It is a transcript of the gene PNPase, whose product is annotated as polyribonucleotide nucleotidyltransferase 1, mitochondrial. The record is from RefSeq and is a predicted model, not a curated record. The transcript has 14 exons. Gene Ontology annotation, cellular component: mitochondrion; cytosol. Bases 217 to 2463 code for a protein of 748 amino acids. Gene Ontology annotation, molecular function: RNA binding; polyribonucleotide nucleotidyltransferase activity; 3'-5'-RNA exonuclease activity. Gene Ontology annotation, biological process: mitochondrial RNA 3'-end processing; mitochondrial mRNA catabolic process. Lineage: Eukaryota; Metazoa; Arthropoda; Insecta; Lepidoptera; Nymphalidae.